AUGAGGUUGGGGCGAUUAGGCUUUGUUAUUAGAAAUGAGGUUGAGGCGAUUAGGCUUUGUGGGGCUAGGUCCAUAACCGCUGAUCCGUCUAUUCUGGUGGCUGAAGCUUGGGCCCUUAGAGAAGGCAUUAUUGGUGCAAGAAUGUUGGGGAUUGACAAGUUAAUUAUUGAAGGGGAUAACCUUAGUAUUAUUCAAGCUAUUAAACGUAUUUGGAAAAUUUCGUGGGCUAUUCAUUCUCUUAUUUUGGAUACAGGGGAAGACUUAAAAAGUUUUGCGGAGGUUCAUAUCAAUCAUGGAGUUCGGGAAGGGAAUGUUGCAGCGGAUUGGAUGGCUCAACGUGGUCAUUCUUGUUCAAAUUUAACUUAUUGGUUUGAUUCUCCUGAUCAUCGUUUUUCUGUAAUCAUCCGAAAGGAUGCUUUAGGGUGGCCCAAUUCCUGGGAUCCCCCCUAG
Molecule: messenger RNA, 450 nt
Organism: Beta vulgaris subsp. vulgaris (sugar beet)
Lineage: Eukaryota; Viridiplantae; Streptophyta; Magnoliopsida; Caryophyllales; Amaranthaceae
Exons: 1
Coding region: 1-450 (149 amino acids)
Molecular function (GO): RNA-DNA hybrid ribonuclease activity; nucleic acid binding
Source: RefSeq, a predicted model, not a curated record